UGCACCUGUACGGUCUCAUUUAUGCCCACGUGCGUUUUGUUUGGCCUCUGCCGGCGUUAAAUUAAAACGAUAUUUUCAAAAAUUCUAAGGAUUCCCCAGAGCCUAAGAUAUCAACUACUGAGACACCAUGGUAUUCUUCACAUGCAACAUCUGUGGCGAGUCGGCAAAGAAGCCGGCGGUGGAGAAACACUACCAGACACGCUGUCGUGGCAAAGACAUAAAUGUGUCCUGCAUGGACUGCCUGAAGGACUUUUACGGACAGGAGUACGUAGCACACACUAAAUGCAUCUCGGAGGCCCAGAAGUAUGCCAGCCAAAGUCAGGGAUUUGCAACCAAGGAACCGCGGAACAAGAAUGCCCAAAAGCAAGAGAGCUGGAUGGACAUUAUACGAGCGAUUCUCGAUAACAGCGAAUACAAACUAUCUUCGGAUGUAAGAUCAGCUUUCGUGAAACUCCAAAGCGUCGACAAUGUUCCACGGAAGAAGGCCAAAUUCGAAAACUUUGUGGGCAAUUGCAUGAGGAUGCCUCACCGGCAGGCCAGUCAAGUAUGGGACAUCCUCGAGAAGGAGCUGAACAAAAUGAAAGAUGCAAAACAGGCGGAGCUGGCCAGGAUCAAGGCAGAAAAGGUGGCGGCACUGCAAAAGCAGCAGAAGGAGGAUGCCGAGGAGGAGGAGGCACCGCCCAAAAAGAAAUCAAAACUGGAGCCAACCGAGGAUGCGGCUACCGAGGAGUCCGCCAAUGGUGUCUCCAGCGACUUUGAUUGGCCUGCCCAGCUUACCAAGAUUGUCACCAAGCAACCCGAUGGUAUUUUCCUUGAAAAACUACGCAAGAAAUUGCUUAAGAAGUAUGCCAAGCAUCUCUCCGUCGAAGAUUUGAGCGAAAAGCAGGCCAAGAAGUUCCAAAAACGCUUCGAUAAGCAACUCAAGCUCGCCGACUCACUGCAGGUCGAUGGUGAUCUGGUCAAGGUCGCUAGCUAGUUAAGCAUUUAAGCUUUAGUCAUAAUUAAUUUAUAGCGAAGGACAAUAAAAGUGUAAGCUGCAA
Messenger RNA from Drosophila eugracilis, 1040 nucleotides. RefSeq names its product cell growth-regulating nucleolar protein. The transcript has a single exon. The record is from RefSeq and is a predicted model, not a curated record. Bases 128 to 976 code for a protein of 282 amino acids. Gene Ontology annotation, cellular component: nucleolus. Gene Ontology annotation, molecular function: DNA binding. Gene Ontology annotation, biological process: rRNA processing; negative regulation of transcription by RNA polymerase II. Lineage: Eukaryota; Metazoa; Arthropoda; Insecta; Diptera; Drosophilidae.